UCUAUGGUGGUGACUCAUUUCUUGGAUUUAUUUAUGAUUAAUCUGCCUUAAUAACAGUAUUAUCACUUUUUCACGUUUUUCUAAUUCUGAAAUUUACUAGAUAUCCGUUUGUUGGGUAUUAUUACCUAUUUUUUGUGUGUUAAAAGUUCAUAAAAGCCUUCAAACUGGGGAACGAAAUGUCAUCCUCCGCAAUGGAAAAACAUUUAUUUAAUUUAAAAUUUGCUGUGAAGGAGUUAGAACGCAAUUCAAAAAAAUGUGAAAAAGAAGAAAAACUAGAAAAAGAGAAAGCUAAGAAAGCUAUACAGAAAGGUAACAUGGAGGGGGCACGAAUACAUGCAGAGAAUGCGAUUAGGCAGAAGAACCAAGCUCUCAACUACCUAAGGAUGUCAGCGAGAGUUGAUGCUGUUUCUAGCAGAGUUCAAACAGCAUUAACAACUAGAAAGGUUACAAAUUCAAUGGCCGGUGUAGUAAAAGCAAUGGAUGCAGCAAUGAAAUCAAUGAACUUAGAGAAAAUUUCUACACUAAUGGACAAGUUCGAGAGUCAGUUUGAGGAUUUGGAUGUCCAGUCGUCCUACAUGGAGAAUGCGAUGUCACAAACUACGACAACUACAGUUCCCCAAGGAGACGUUGAUAAUUUACUUCAACAGGUUGCAGAUGAAGCUGGGUUGGAGCUAAAUAUGGAACUUCCAUCUGGUGUUCCGAGCACAUCUAUUGGUACCGCAACUGUUGUUUCCCAAGAACAAGACGAACUCACACAGAGACUUGCCAGGUUGAGACAAGCAGAAUAAAUGUGAAUCAGUUUAAUUGGAUCAGAGCUAUUGUAAUACAUGUAAAUGUUCAAACCUUAAAGGUAUGGUUGUUGGUAAUCAAAUUAUAAACAAAUGUUCUCAUAUUCUCUGAAAUAUGGUAUUUUUAAUUAUCAUUUUUCACGGAUAUUUAAUUAAAAUCUGUCAAUGAACAAAUCUAUCUUUUAAACAAUAGCUAGAUCUUUGUGAGAUUGUGUCCAAUUUGCAUGUGUCUUAUAAAAUGCUACUGCUGUAUAGAUUAUAUUAUUCCAUGUAUUAUAAAAUUUAUAAAUAGUAAGUUUUUAAUUUUAUAAACUAAUUCUAUAAAUGAAUAUUUUGUACGAUGAACGCAAUGAAUAUUGGAAUUUAUUCCAAGCUCAUUAAUUAGUAUAUAUUAAGAAAAAGUAUGUGUUACAUUGACAAUUCACAUUAAUGUCUCUUAAUGUUUCACAUUAAUGUCUCUUAAUGUUUCACUUAUUUUCCUUAUUCUGUAUUUUUUUAUUUGUAUGGAUAAAAGUGAAUUCUCUCAUAAAUAUUUUUGGUUUAAUCGCAGGUUUUAUUGUUUCGUAAGCCUUGCAUAUCGGUCCCACUAUGCGCAUAGGAAGGGACGUUUAGAGAAGAGCAUCUAUUAAAACAGUCAUGGUCUAAGCAUAUAUUAUAAAUUAUAAUAAAGGAACUUUCUAAAAUUCUUUUGCACUGCUUUCGGACGUCCCUCAAAAAAAAUGCGUUGUUUUUCAAGGAAAAAGAGAAAAGUUCGAUUUUAUUUGACUUUGGUAACAUCAAUGUUUCAUUUCGUGAUCUAAACGAGGAGGAAUUUAAGACGAUAUAAUUUUUAAAAACCUAUUCUUAUAAUUUUUUGACAAACAUAUUUUCAAUUGAUGUGGAGAACUUAACGUGCAGGACAGAACUGAAAUUUCUAGAUACAUAGAGAUAAAUAGUAAUGAGCUAGGUACUCGGCAAAUCGUAUAGGCAAUCAUACCCGUUUUACGAACGAGGUAAUGAGUUUAGGAAUACUGUGUUUGCCACGAGACAGCCACUCCCGUGUAUUGCAUUAGCACAGAGCGGCUCUGGGAGGAGACUAGUUGUGACGUAAUGUAUGAGCCUUAGUCCUGACUAUGUAGGUACCACAGAACAAUAUCUCGCCCGAUUACGCUGAUAUAGCCUCUCAAGGCUAUCAGCUUAGGCAGGAAAAAAAAACAACAGUUGAAAAUUCAGUUGCGAAAAUUAUAGGGACAUUAAUAAAAUAUUAUAAUACGGGAUCUGUGUUACUAUUAAUAUGAUUUAUAUUAAAAUAAAGUUACUGUUAAAAUAUUUCCUUGUUUGCGUAUAUUUUAGAUUUGUGUUAUCCCCAAUAUUUUUGUACCAAAUUUAUAGCAUACAGAAUCAUUAAUAUUAUCGCUGUCGAGACACCGUUUUCUAGAAGAAAUUUUGUUGUUAGUUUGUUAUUUGAUGACUAGCGAAUCCCGGUUACGCUUCGUUGUGAACAUUUCUAAAUGUAUGAGAAAUUGUUCACGCGUCACCCACCGUGAUGGUGUAGGGGAAUGAUACCCCGCCCCGCUUACCUUACUAUGCAGUUAUUGUGCAUAUAGUAAUGAGCAGCAUCCGUUAGUCAGUCAGUGGUCAACGUGCAGCGAUCCACCGCGGUCGCUGACGCGAAUAAACAUGUAAUUAUAUGUAGUGUUUUAUUGACCGCUCAGAUGAGGUUUAUGGAGGACAACACGCAACAAACAACCAACGCACACGCCACCUCCUCCGUCAUCACCCAAUAAACCUCACAAUGGUAAUGUGACCGAAACCUUUUCUGAGGUGCUAAUAUCUGUACUAAAUCUCAUCAGCAUCAAAUAAUUGUUUACAUAAGUCAAACAUAGAACAAUAAAACAAACAAAUAAGAACAGAAACCAAACAUCAUUUUUUAUUUAUGCAUACUCCUUUUAGACUAUCUUUAUAGAUCUGUUUUGGCACGUACCAUCCGGCUCUGGGAUGAGCUCCCCUCUACAGUAUUUCAAAAGUGCUAUGGCAUGUCCUUGAAACGAGUUUUGAGGGGAGCGCCCUCAGCAGUGGACAGAGGCUAGGUUGUGCUCCUGAAGUCGCCGAAGUCCAUGACCAACGUUGAUUGGCAUCGAUGGCAACAGUAAAUAGACCAGGUAGGAACCUGAUG
Messenger RNA from Bombyx mandarina (wild silkworm), 2943 nucleotides. It is a transcript of the gene Chmp1, whose product is annotated as charged multivesicular body protein 1. Gene Ontology annotation, biological process: vacuolar transport. The record is from RefSeq and is a predicted model, not a curated record. Lineage: Eukaryota; Metazoa; Arthropoda; Insecta; Lepidoptera; Bombycidae.